Hemibagrus wyckioides is the source of this 2211-nucleotide messenger RNA. RefSeq names its product homeobox protein NOBOX-like. Gene Ontology annotation, molecular function: RNA polymerase II cis-regulatory region sequence-specific DNA binding; DNA-binding transcription factor activity, RNA polymerase II-specific. Gene Ontology annotation, biological process: regulation of transcription by RNA polymerase II. Lineage: Eukaryota; Metazoa; Chordata; Actinopteri; Siluriformes; Bagridae. The transcript is spliced from 10 exons. Bases 1 to 2037 code for a protein of 678 amino acids. The record is from RefSeq and is a predicted model, not a curated record.
AUGAUGGCCGAGGACUCCCUGUUUGAUAGUGAUUACGACAGCUUGUGUCCUUUAUGUGAGGAGGAAGGUGAGAGACCUUGUCUGGCACUCGGAGUCAAUGAACAACAAAGAAAUGUGGAUGAAGAAGCAGAGCCAAAAAGAGACCAUAAAAUGAAUGUUAUAAAUGAAGAGAAAAAAGAUGGAAGUGAAAUGGCAGAAACCAGGUUUUUUGAGUUGAGUGAUGAAUAUGAUAAUAAAGAGCUUGAAAUGAGUCAAAGUAAAAUAGAAAUGAUCGAGGAGAAGAAAAGUAAGCAUGACCCUCCAGCACAGGAGGAAAAGAGCGUCCUAAGGCUGAACUCCAGCAGCCCAGUAAAUCUGGUGAUGGUGUGUGAGGAGUCUGUUGAGGGUAGUGUAAAUGAGGAGAUCCUGCUGUGUGCCGACAAGUCUCUAACCCCCUUGAUAUCUUCUCCCUCACAAAAUCCUCUACCUCUCACACUCCCACCUAGUAAUUCCUCUGUGCUUCAACUACAAAAACAGCCAGUGGGUCAGAACCAGGGCUUAGUGCCCAUGCCAGUGCAACAGGCUCCCUGCCUGACCAAGCGUGCCUAUGAGAGCAGCCCCUGUGGAGCUGUGGAUCCCAAAACACUUACCCAUUCUGGGCAGCUGGAGGUGACACUGCAACAGGUGUACACGACACGCCGCUACACCCGCUUCACCAGCAGAGCUGCACCAUUAAAAUCAGUACAUCCUGAGACCAGCUCCCAGCCUUUACCAUGUGUCAGCAACACCUCUCUAUUGGCACCAGCACCCAAAAAGAAAACACGGACCUCCUACAGCACUGAUCAGUUGGAGGAGUUGGAAAGGAUGUUUCAAGAUGAUCACUAUCCAGACGCUGACAAACGGAAAGAGAUUGCAAUCUCAGUUGGCGUAACACCUCAAAGAGUCAUGGUAUGGUUUCAGAAUCGUCGUGCCAAAUGGCGUAAAACCUCCAAAACGACAACAAGGCGGCCUCCCGUGACCCAGACCCAGGCUCCGGCCCAAGCCCCAGUCCAAAGGCCUCCUGUUUUCACAGGUCCUGCGAUUACACCCCUACCCCCCCAAACAGGAAACACACUCCCUCCUUACAGUACACUGCUCUCCAGCUGCACCAGCCCACCAGGCUGUGUGGAUGUGGCAAAUAAUGUAUCUCAGGGAAGCACAGGGGAUUAUAAACAUCCCCUCAUGCAGAGUCCCCCACCUCUGCGCCGUGCCUCACUACCUUUUUUUGCUGCAUACAACCCCCCUACCCACACUCUGUCUGUGCUGCUCGACACGCCGGACCACAGUGAAGCUCAGUCCUUCAAUCUGCAUGCUGACACUGGGUUUAACUAUGAUUCCAUGGGUUCUUCAGCUAAGUAUGAAUCUGUUGCCCCUGGUCCUGGAAACAAUCAGUCUUACCAGCUCAUGACAUACCCCCAACAGUCCAGCACUUUACUGCCUCAGCAACCUAGUACACUUCUUCCCCAACAAAGUAAUAAUGUGCUCCCGCAGCAGACAAACACACUGCUGCCACAAUACUCACGAGUAUCAUACCUCACCCCAUCUCCAUAUCUGACCCCUAACUCAAGUGAGGGCACUGCCACGUCCUGUAUGCCUCUGAACUCAGGAACUGGUAAUCUUCUGCCCUGCACCAAUGGAGGACAUGCCUACUUCCAAUGCCAAAACGGUAGCCAGAUACUACUGCAGCCUGGGCUACAGGGUAACAAAAGAGCCUGUGCACUGCAGGCCUACCCAUGGACUGGUGACAUGUACAGUCAUUCAGUUCAAGUUCCACAUGCGGUUCUAAAGCCUCAGUUCUCAUCCCAUGGUCUUGAGAGCCACUAUCCUCCGCUUGUCCCACCUCAGUCUUACAUCACGCCUCAGGGGCCAUCAUGCCAAAGCUUGGCGAAACCUACCACCCCAGACCCCUUGCUCGCCAGUGUCAAAACAGAGCUGGAGGAAACGGGACACAGUCAGCCAGUCAAAGUUAGCGAGGCAGAGACCAUUUUCCAUUGUGACUUCUCACCCAUUCACUUCUGACAGUAACCACUUUAUACCGGUCCUGGUUGCAGUGGAUUCAGAGUCUAUCCUAGGAACACUGUGUACAAGGGCCAUCAGCACUAAUGGAGGAAUUUGAGUCUGCAGUCUGUCUGUAUGUUUCUGUAUGUUGUGUUCUGUUUUCUUUGUUGAAUGCAGGCUUCAUUAAAGUGGCCA